Columba livia (rock pigeon) is the source of this 4588-nucleotide messenger RNA. RefSeq names its product microtubule associated serine/threonine kinase 1 (gene MAST1). NCBI's taxonomy places the organism in Eukaryota, Metazoa, Chordata, Aves, Columbiformes, Columbidae. Gene Ontology annotation, biological process: intracellular signal transduction; peptidyl-serine phosphorylation; cytoskeleton organization. Gene Ontology annotation, molecular function: protein binding; magnesium ion binding; protein serine/threonine kinase activity. The record is from RefSeq and is a predicted model, not a curated record.
CCCGGCAGCUGCAGAAUGUUCCGCCGCAGCAAGAGCUGCCGCGCGAACCGGAAGAGCCUGAUCCUGAGCAGCACCUCCCCCACCCUCCCGCGCCCGCACUCGCCGCUGCCGGGACACAUCGGGAACAGCCCCCUGGACAGUCCCCGCAACUUCUCCCGCAACCCCGCGCAUUUCUCCUUCUCCUCGCGCCGGCCCGAUGGGCGCCGCUGGUCUCUGGCUUCGCUCCCGUCCUCCGGUUAUGGCACCAACACCCCCAGCUCCACCGUGUCGUCCUCGUGCUCGUCGCAGGAGCGGCUGCAGCUGCCCGCCCGCCCCACCCCCGAGGAGCUGCGCUUCCUGUCCCGCCACUUCGGCAGCUCCGACGGGCUCGCGCGGGACGGGGGCGGGGCCCGGGGGGGGGCGGGGCCGCGGCCCAGGUCCCGCAGCCUCAGCCCCGGCCGGUCGCCCUCGUCCCACGACAAUGAGAUGGUGCUGAUGAACCACGUGUACCGGGAGCGGCUGCCCAAGGCCGCGGCGCAGAUGCAGGAGCGCCUGGAGGACUUUGUGCGGGGCUGCGGGCCCGGGGGGGCGCCCCUGCCCGACGGGGCGCUGAGCUUCAUCCAGCACCAGCUGGUGGAGCUGGCGCGCGACUGCCUGGCCAAGGCGCGGCACGGGCUGCUCAGCGCCGGCUACUUUUCUUACCAGCUGCAGGAGAACAUGGAGCGGCUGCUGCAGGACGCGUACGAGCUCGAGUCCGAGGACUUGGCCUUCAUCACGCAGCUGGUGAAGCGGCUCCUCAUCAUCAUCUCCCGCCCCGCGCGGCUGCUCGAGUGCCUGGAGCUGGACCCGGCCGAGCUGCACCAGGCGCAGAGCGCGGAGCCCCCCGGCGCGGGGGGGGCUGCGGGGGGACGUCCCGCGGUACCUGACGGGGCAGCUGGGGCUGCGGGGGCUCCCGUGCACACGCAUGUGGGCGCACAGGGCGUGUGGGGUGUCACGUGCAGGGGUGCACACGUGUCCCCACGCGUGUCGCGUGUCCCCUGUCCCCACGCAUGUUCCGUGUCCCGUGUCCCCAUGCGUGUCCUGUGUCCUGUGUCCCCUGUCCCCACGCGUGUCCCGUGUCCCCAUGCAUGUCCUGUGUCCUGUGUCCCGUGUCCCCACGCAUGUCCCGUGUCCCGUGUCCCCACGCACGUCCCGUGUCCCGUGUCCCCACGCGUGUCCCGUGUCCCCACACUUGUCCCGUGUCCCCAUGCGUGUCCCGUGUCCUGUGUCCUGUGUCCCCACGCGUGUCGCAUGUCCCCUGUCCCCACGCAUGUCCUGUGUCCCGUGUCCCCACGCUGUCCCGUGUCCCCACGCGUGUCCUGUGUCCCCACACUGUCCCCGUGUCCCCAUGCGUGUCCUGUGUCCCCACGCGUGUCCCGUGUCCCCACGCUGUCCCCGUGUCCCGUGUCCCCACGCUUGUCCCGUGUCCCCACGCUGUCCCCGUGUCCACAUGCGUGUCCCGUGUCCCCACGCUGUCCCCGUGUCCCGUGUCCCCACGCGUGUCCCGUGUCCCCACGCGUGUCCCGUGUCCCAGAGGUGCUGCAGCGCGAGGAUCCCGACAGCGGCGGCAGCAACACCCCCGAGGAGGCGGCCGAGGGCCGCGGUCUCGUCCCCCCCAGACCCAAGAAGCCUCCGGGCGAGAGCGACUUCGAAACCAUCAAACUGAUCAGCAACGGGGCCUACGGGGCCGUGUACCUGGUGCGGCACGUGGCCACGCGGCAGCGCUUCGCCAUGAAGAAGAUCAACAAGCAGAACCUGCUGCUGCGGAACCAGGUGGAGCAGGCGUUCGUGGAGCGCGACAUCCUCACGUUCGCCGAGAACCCCUUCGUGGUCGGGCUCUUCUGCUCCUUCCAGACGCGCCGGCACCUCUGCAUGGUCAUGGAGUACGUGGAAGGCGGGGACUGCGCGACGCUGCUCAAGCACAUCGGGGCGCUGCCGCUGGAGCUCGCCCGGCUCUACUUUGCCGAGACCGUCCUGGCGCUGGAGUAUCUGCACAACUACGGCAUCGUGCACCGCGACCUCAAGCCCGACAACCUCCUGAUCACGUCCCUGGGCCACGUGAAGCUGACGGAUUUCGGGCUCUCCAAGAUGGGGCUGAUGAGCUUGACCACGAACCUGUACGAGGGGCACCUGGAGAAGGACGCGCGCGAGUUCCGCGACAAGCAGGUGUGCGGCACGCCCGAGUACAUCGCCCCCGAGGUGAUCCUGCGCCAGGGCUACGGGAAGCCCGUGGACUGGUGGGCCAUGGGCGUCGUGCUCUUCGAGUUCCUGGUCGGCUGCGUCCCCUUCUUCGGGGACACCCCCGAGGAGCUGUUCGGGCAGGUCAUCUCGGACGAGAUCCUGUGGCCCGAGGGGGAGGAGUCGCUGCCCCCUGAGGCGCAAAACCUGAUUGGCCGCCUCCUGCAGCCUGACCCGCUGCGGCGCCUGGGAGCGGGGGGCGCGCAGGAGGUCAAGGUUCACGCGUUCUUCGCGGGGCUGGACUGGACGGGGCUGCUGCGCCAAAAAGCCGAAUUCGUGCCGCACUUGGAGUCGGAGGAGGACACGAGCUACUUCGACACGCGCUCCGAGCGCUUCCCGCACGCCGCCUCCUACGAGGACGAGGACACGGCGGAGGACGAGCCCGUGGAGAUCCGGCAGUUCUCGUCCUGCUCGCCGCGGUUCAGCAAGGUGUACAGCAGCCUGGAGCAGCUCUCGCAGGAGCCCAAGGGGACAAAGGGGCGACACGACGGCCGCGACCGGGACCGGGACCGUGACCGGGACCGCGACCGGGACCGCGACCGCGACCGCGACCGGGACCGUGACCGGGACCGCGGCUGGCGCGGGGGGUCACCCGAGCUGAGGCGCCCGGCGGCCGAGGGGGGGGAGGCGGGGGGGGACAGCAGCUCCUCCCCUCCCCCCCCGGGCCCCCGGCGCCGCUUCUCAGCGCUGCUGGACCCGGGACCCCUCCCCCGCCCCGCGGCCCCCCCGAGAGGGACCCCCCGACGGGCACGAGGAGCCAGGUCAGCGCCGGACGCCUGGGUCCCCUGGGACCGCGCCCCCCCCCGGGCCGAGCUGGGGCUGCGGCGGCCGCGCCCCCCGGGGGUGGCCCCUCCCGAGGGGGGGGGCGGGGACAAGCGCAGCCCCCGCGGCCCCGGGAAAGUCACCAAAUCGGCAUCGGCGACGGCGCUUUCGGUCACGAUCCCCAGCGAGGCGCCCGGCUCGUCCCCGCUGGGCAGCCCCAUGUCCCCGCGCUCCGUGUCCUCGGACCCGUCGUCCCGCGACUCGUCCCCGGGCCGGGAGCUCGCCCCCCCCGCCGUGGCCGCCCCCCCCCGCUCGCCCAUCGCCAUCCCGCGCCCCGGGCGGCGCUUCGGCUUCACGCUGCGCGCCAUCCGCGUCUACAUGGGCGACAGCGACCUGUACAGCGUGCAGCACAUCGUCUGGCACGUGGAGGAGGGAGGCCCCGCCCAGGAGGCGGGGCUCUGUGCCGGUGACCUCAUCACCCACGUGAACGGGGAGCCCGUGCACGGGCUGGUGCACACGGAGGUGGUGGAGCUGAUCCUCAAGAGCGGCUCCAAGGUGCUGGUGACCACGACGCCCCUGGAGAACACGUCGAUCCGCCUGGGCCCCGCCCGCCGCCGCAGCGCGCGCCCCCGCAUGGCCCGGAGGAACCGGCGCGCGGGCAGCGGGGGCGGCCCCGAGAGGCGGCGCAGCGCGCUGUUCCGCCACCUGGCCCGCCAGGCGUCGCUGCUGCACACGAGCCGCUCGCUGACGUCACUGAGCCGCUCGCUCUCCUCGUCCGACAGUCUCCCCGCCUCCCCCACGCACGCGCGCGCGCGAGACCCCGCCCACCCGCCGCGCGCCAGCGAACCAGGCCCGUCCCCGCCCAGCAGCUCCCCGGGCUCCAGCGCGCCCCCGUCCCCCGCCGGCCCGCACCUGCGCCCCAGCUCCCUGCAGGGCCUGAGCCCCAAGCUGCAGCGGCAGCACCGGGCGGCGCGCUGCAAGUCGGCCGGGAGCCUCCCGCUGUCCCCGCUGGCGCACACGCCGUCCCCGCCGGACCCGCACCCCCGCCGGGGCCCCCCCGAGCGCCCGCCGGGCCCGGGGGCGGCGCCCCGCAAGCCGGAGCUGCAGAGCCUGGCCGAGUGGGACGGGGAAGCGGCGGCCGAGGGGCCCCCCCCGGGCCCCCCCGCGGCGCACCCGGCCCGCCGCGCCGGGGGGGCCCCGCCCGCCCCCGCCGAGCCCCCCAAGGCGCUGAGCCCCGUGCAGGAGCACGAGCGGGGGGGCGCGGGGGGGCCCCCGGUGCCCAUCGUGGUGGUGGCGCCCGGGGAGGGGGAGGGCGCGCCGGGGCCCCCCCGCACCUGCGGGCCCCCCCCCGCCCGCUGAGCGCCCCCGUUCGCCCCCCCGGUUGUAAAUAGCGGGGGGACCCCCAGGCAUGCGGGGGCCCCCCCGGACGCGAAGGGUUAAUACUGUGACACCCCCCGUGUGACGUCACCACCCCCGUUCUCGCUAUGCAAACGCCCCCCCAACCCCCCCCCCCGCCAGGGGACGGGGGGACGGGGGGGCCCCGGGGACCAAUAAACGUCUGUACAGCGCC